CUGACCGAAAAAGCAGGCUAGCUGAGUUGGUGGUGUGGUUAAAACGUGAAAAGUACUACUGAAAUAUUAUAAAGUAUGACAUCGGAAAAGGAACAAUUGAAUUGCUACAAUAAAGGAUGUGGAAAACAGUUCACAAAAGAACAAGAUGGUCCAGAUGUAUGUGAAUUCCACCCUGGUGGACCGAUCUUCCAUGAUGCUUAUAAAGGCUGGUCUUGUUGUAAGAAAAGAACAACUGACUUCACAGAAUUUUUAAACAUAAAGGGUUGCACAAAAGGUUAUCACAAUCCCGAAAAACCUCAACCUCAGGUGCAGUCAGUUGAAAGCAACUAUGAUGAUGAUGAUGUCAGUAUAAAGAAAGAGCCUAAACCACCUCGUGAGCCCAAUCCUGUUAAAGCGGUAGAGAGACCAAGGAGUGAUGAACAAAUGGUUCCAAUUCCCAUCACAGUUGGUGCUACUUUAAAAGAUGCAAUUGCAAAGCUACGCAAAAUGGAAGUCAGUGCUACAGAGAAUGCUAAUUCAGAUGAAAUUCAGCUUGGAACAUGCUGUAAACGAACAAGUUGUGGUAAGGCGUACGAGGGCCAAGAAUCUAAAAAUGAACAAUGCUUUUACCAUGCUGGCACAGCUGUGUUCCAUGAAGGAAUGAAGUACUGGUCAUGUUGUCAAAAGAAAACUAGUAAUUUUGAUGAUUUUCUAAAGCAGCCAGGCUGUACCAAGGGCGUCCAUCUUUGGAUUAAAGCUGAAGAAAACAAUUCAACUGCAGUAUGUAGGCAUGAUUGGCAUCAAACCGCUAGUUAUGCUGUACUAACAGUUUAUUGCAAAGUGGCUGAUCCAGAUACUUCUACCAUCGCAGCUAAUCAGGUGCAGCUAGUGCUCUCCAUCAAGUACGAUGGUGGACGUGGUGUCUUCAAGAAGGAAAUUACUUUAGAAGGGGCCAUUGAUCCAGCCAGGAGCUCGGUUAAAAUGCUGGGUACAAAAGUUGAAAUAAAGCUAAGGAAAAUGGAGGCAUUUAGUUGGAAGAAGUUUGAAAUCCAUGAAAAAGUUGAACAGCUAGAAUAAAAAAAAAACAACUAAAUGUGCAAAUAAAUACAUGUAAAUGACAUUAGAAUGAAAAAGUAAAGGCUGGAAAUAUAAAUAUAAUGGACCAAAAAGGGCUAGAAUUCUCAGGUAAAUUUCAGCCAUUUUUAUUAUUCAGUUAAGACAAUGUUUUUUACCAUUCACAAGUCAGAACAGAUAAUCCUGCAGGAAUGCAAUCAUCCACAUAUUAGUAGUGUGUACAUUUGACCUAAAGGCCUAGAUAUACCAACCUGCAUAUCUAUUUUCUAAAUGGGAAAAAUGGGGUUGGGGAGGGCCUUAACCUUUUUCUAAUAAGCUGUACUAUAAGUUUUUUAGACAUGCUAUGUUUCAAACACUUGCCACCUGUCAACAAUAUUUAUUUCAAAUAUUUUUUUCUGCCUUUUAGUGUGCCAUUGUCAUGAAAUCUCCCAAUAAAAUAUUUUUUUUUACUCUGAAUAAAUAUAUUAAGCUUUUAUCAGUCCAAGAACUGUUUACUUUGCUACAUCGCAUUCACAAGUGAGGGCCUAACAGCAAGCAACCUUAUUCCUUUUUAUUUCACACAUCAAUAAAAUAUUUUAAAAUUUAUUAUUGUUUUCGGUAGAAUUGAAAAUAGAUGUUAUUGUUAUAUUUUCUGCACUUGUAAGCUAAACACAGUGUAAAGAAUCUUGGCUAACAUUAAAACAAUACACUUGGCUUGUGAGAUAAUUUUCUAGAGCACACUGAACUUCCAGAGCCUAACAUUGAGACAAUAUAACUAUUAUAUGGUUACAAGAAAUAUAAAAUAAUUAAACAAGAUGCAGACCCAUGUGAGGUCAAGGAGGUAUAGUACAUUAAGAAAAUGUAAGUUCUUUCUGGAAUCAUGUUUUUAGCUUUUAAAAAAAUUGUUUGGAAUGAUCGUGAAUACAAUGUUCUUCAGAAUAAGA
This is a messenger RNA of Anneissia japonica, 1976 nucleotides long. Its product is annotated as cysteine and histidine-rich domain-containing protein 1-like. The coding region runs from base 76 to 1056 and encodes 326 amino acids. The transcript is spliced from 10 exons. The record is from RefSeq and is a predicted model, not a curated record. NCBI's taxonomy places the organism in Eukaryota, Metazoa, Echinodermata, Crinoidea, Comatulida, Comatulidae.